This is a messenger RNA of Marasmius oreades (fairy-ring Marasmius), 1710 nucleotides long. RefSeq lists its product as uncharacterized. The transcript has 16 exons. The record is from RefSeq and is a predicted model, not a curated record. The coding region runs from base 1 to 1710 and encodes 569 amino acids. Gene Ontology annotation, molecular function: FAD binding; oxidoreductase activity. Lineage: Eukaryota; Fungi; Basidiomycota; Agaricomycetes; Agaricales; Marasmiaceae.
AUGAAGAUUGUACCUCUAUUACUGGGUUUUUCUGCGGUACUUGGGACCUGUUUACAAACCGUUUACGGGGCCGCAUCCCCGCAGGAAUGGAAGCGUCUGGGAGAAUCGCUUCAAGGCCGGUUACAUCCUGCCAUACCACUAUCCGCACCCUGUUUCUCUGUCGUGAAUGGGCGCAACGUUCAACGUAGCGAGUCAGCAUGCAGAGAAGUUCAGCAAGGGUAUACGAAACCUGAUUUUCGUUUUACCGCAGCGAGUGCUCGCAUGAACCCACAAUGGGAAACAUGUAUGAGCACCUCGGAGGGGUGUUUACUUGAUUCGCUCAAUCCCAACAACUCGGCUGCGUGGGCGGGAAGGGACUGUAAACAGGGAAGCGUACCACCGUACUUUAUUGAGGUCAAUGAUCCGCGGGACGUACAGAAAGCCUUCGAGUUCGCAAAAAAGACUGGAACGUACUUGUCUAUAAAAGCGUCUGGUCAUGACUAUAAGGGUCGUUCCAGCAUGCCAGGAUCCCUUUCUCUCUGGACUGCAAAGUUGAGAUCCAUGUCCUACUCGAAAACAUUUACUCCCGAAGGUGGCAAUAAGGCUUAUGCAGCUGUAACAAUUGGGGCUGGUGCGAUUACUGAGGAUAUCUACAAGUUCGCGGACGAGAACAACGUCACGUUCAUUGGAGGAUACGCUCAAACCAUUUCUGCCAGCGGAGGUUGGGUCCAGGGUGGAGGCCACAGCGUUCUUAGUCCUGUCUAUGGCUUGGGUGUUGACCGUGUUUUGCAAUUCAAGAUUGUUACUCCCGAUGGUGAAUACCGAACUGCCAAUCAGUUCAAGAACCAAGACCUCUACUGGGCGUUGCGUGGGGGAGGAGGUGGUACAUUUGGUGUCGUCCUUGAAUCUACAAUGUCCGUUGAGCCGGCGAUGAGCAUUAGGGUAGCAUCGAUUUCUGUUCCUUCGAACACAGAAAAUGCUCAGAGGUUCCUGAGUCUGACCAUCAACGAAACGUACAAAUGGAAUCAAGAGGGCUGGGGUGGACACAUGACUAGUGUCUCGUUAAUCAAUGUCAACCCGCGCUUGACUCUCAAAGAAGCCCGGGAGUCGGUGAAGACCAUUACGGACUUCGCACUCGCCAACAAUGGAACGUCCGUGGUCGAGGAUCUACCAUCAUGGCAGGCGUUCUUUCAAAAAUACGUUCUAUCAGCUCAAGCGGUUGUUGGUCAACCCAUAAUUCUGGGUACGCGGUUGAUGCCUACCGAGUUGUUGAAGAACGAUAGUGGGAAAAACCAGGUUCUCAACUUCAUCUAUACCGCGCUUACGAAGUACCGCACCGAGCCUUAUAUCAUUCUCGGUGCACCUACCCUGUAUAACUACACCGAGGGGACCACAAGUGUCACUCCUGCAUGGAGAACGGCGUCCUUUCAGCUGGGAGGUAGCGUGAAAUAUCCCUGGAACUCGACUGUUAGCGAUAUCAAACGGAUCUAUCGGGAAGUCACUGAGCGAGUGCAGCUUUCGAGGGUUAUCGCACCCAAUUCUGGCGCGUACACUAACGAAGGCGAUCUAUACGAACCGGAUCAUGAAAAGGCCUUCUGGGGAGAUAAUUAUCCCAAGUUGUUGAAGAUCAAGAAGAAAUAUGACCCGGAAGGACUGUUGGACUGCUGGCAUUGCGUGGGAUCCAGGGGCCCGACGGACCCACGCUUCUCGUGCUAUUUAACACUCCUAUAA